UGUGACUGCCCACCUCCAUAUGAUGGGAGAACAUGUGAAAUCAGACAGAACCCAUGUGUCUGGCCUGCAGAGCCAGGUCCAUGUGAGGAGAAGUUGCUGAGAUAUUACUAUGACAAAAUGUCACAACAGUGUCUUCCCUUUAUAUUUUCAGGUAUACAUUUUCCUGUCAUAGUGUCACCCUCAUUCUGUUGAGCUAAUAAUUUUUUUUUGAAAGCUUCUAUUUACAACAAAUUUUCUAUAAUAUAUAUAAAAUAUGUAAUUUCAUGCUACAUUUGUAGCUCUUUCUUUCUUUUUAACUGAAAGAAAUAAGAAUCCUGUCUUUGUAUACCUUUUAUUUUAAGCUCCUAAAACAAAAAAUCUUAAUGUGGAUCAACUUAAAAACUAUUACCUAAAGCAAUUUUCAAAACAAUUAUCAACCUUUUGUUUCUGAAAUAAAUUUUUUUUAUGAGAUUGGAAUAAAUUGCUUUAGGAUGUGGAGGGAAUGUCAACAACUAUCACAAUCUUGAAGAGUGCACAAACAUUACCCUCAGGGGGGCA
Messenger RNA from Lymnaea stagnalis (great pond snail), 537 nucleotides. Lineage: Eukaryota; Metazoa; Mollusca; Gastropoda; Lymnaeidae. The record is from the annotation of a GenBank genome assembly.